Messenger RNA from Dipodomys ordii (Ord's kangaroo rat), 2066 nucleotides. RefSeq names its product sushi domain containing 1 (gene Susd1). Gene Ontology annotation, molecular function: calcium ion binding; protein binding. The coding region runs from base 1 to 1974 and encodes 657 amino acids. The record is from RefSeq and is a predicted model, not a curated record. The transcript is spliced from 15 exons. Lineage: Eukaryota; Metazoa; Chordata; Mammalia; Rodentia; Heteromyidae.
AUGGCGAGGAGGAAGAAGGGCCCGGGAGUUUCCCUGCUCGGGAGUGUCCAGCCGGCCGGCAGUGCCGGGCAGUGCCGGGCCCUAGGGGAGGACAGCCGGCUCGGGGCCCCGAUGAGGCCUCGUGGUCAUGUCUGUGCCACUUGCCACGAGCAUGCUACGUGCCAGUCAAAAGAUGGCAAGAAGAUCUGCAUUUGCAACUAUGGAUUUGUGGGCAAUGGGAGGACCCAGUGUAUUGAUAAAAAUGAGUGCCAGUUUGGAGCCACUGUUGUCUGUGGGAACCACACAUCCUGCCACAACACACUGGGAGGCUUCUACUGCAUCUGCCUCGAAGGCUAUCGGGCCACAAACAACAACCAGACGUUCAUCCCUAACGAUGGCACCUUCUGCACAGACAUAGAUGAGUGUGUGGUGUCUGGUGUGUGCGGGAAUGGAGGACGGUGUGUCAAUACUCCUGGAAACUUCGAGUGCUACUGUGUCGAUGGAUACUUGCCAACAAAUGGACCUGUGCCUUUCCACCCGAGCAGAGAUGGUACCCGGUGUACAGAAAUAGACUGUGGCCCGGCCCUGGAGAUCCCGGGUGGCUUUGUCAUAGGAAACUACACAUCUAGACUGGGCAGCCAGGUUCAUUAUGGAUGCAAAGAAGGAUUUUUCAGUGUCCCAGAAUAUACAGUUUCAAGCUGCACAGCCCUGGGCACGUGGGAGGCCCCCCAAUUACAUUGCCAAGAGAUCAACUGUGGCCAUCCUCCAGAAGUGCAGAACGCCAUGUUGGUGGGGAAUCACAGCUCCGGCCUGGGUGGUGUGGCUUACUAUGUCUGUCAAGAGGGCUUUGAGAACACUGGAGGAGAGAUCACUUCUGUUUGCACGGAGAAAGGCACCUGGAGAGAAAGCACUUUAACAUGCACAGAAGGAGAUCUCUUAGAAGAUGAUGGGACUUUCAAUGUUUCAGUAACCAAUGAAACUUGUUUGAAAUUGAACCAGCAGUCUAAGAAAGUUGGAUCAGAACGAAUAUACCAAUUUAAAGUCCUAGGCCAAAGGUGGUAUCUGGAUAGCUUUUAUCAUGCAACCUCAUUUAACCUGACGACGCGGGAACACACACCGGAAGUGUGUUUGCCUCUGUUCCCUGCCACCGAUUACACUGUGAAUAUCACCGGACUGGGACCUCGUGAGCAUCAGGUGCAGAUAACCAUGACAACCGCACCCACAGUAAAACAGAUCAUCAGUAAUGUUUCAAUAUUUAAUGAGACUUGCUUGAGAUGGAAAAGCAUGAAGACGGCCGAUAUAGAAGAAAUGUACUUAUUACACAUCUGGGGCCAGAGAUGGUACCAGGAGGAAUUUGCCCAGGAAGUGAUCUUUAAUACCACCACCAGCAGCUCGACCCCUGCGGUAUGCUUGGACCUGCAUCCCGGUACCAACUACAGUAUCAGCCUCCAGGCUUUGUCUUCAGAACUCCCUGUAGUCAUCUCCCUGACAACCCAGAUAGCAGAGCCUCCCCUUCCAGAAGUAGAGUUUUUCACAGUACAUGGAGGGUCUCUACCACGCCUCAGGCUGAGGAAAGCCAAGGAAGAAAAUGGGCCCAUCAGCUCCUAUCAGGUGGUAGUGCUUCCUUUGGGCCUCCAAAGCACAUUUUCUUGUGAUUCUGAAGGGGUGACCUCGUUCUUCAGCAAUACCUCUGAUGCUGAUGGAUAUAUGGCUGCAGAGCUCCUGGCCAAAGAUGUCACAGAUGAUAGCCUGGAGGUAUCCAUUGGAGACAGGCUGUACUAUGGGAAUUAUUAUAAUGCACCCUUGAAAAUAGGGAAUGAUUACUGCAUUAUACUACGAAUCACAAGUGAAUGGAAUAAGGUGAGAAGAUAUUCCUGUGCAGUUUGGGCUCAGGUGAAAGAUUCGUCACUCACACCGCAGCAGAUGGUGGGUGUUGCGCUGGGCUCCAUUGCUUUUGUGGUUCUUCUUGCAUUCCUCUCCUUCUCAGCAGUGUGAUGGUGGAUUGGUGCUGAAUGUAAGGAUGCACUGGUGCUGGGACAGAUGUUUCCACAACUGUUUUUACAGCUUCUCAGGUGCCUGCAGAGGCC